Messenger RNA from Brenthis ino (lesser marbled fritillary), 351 nucleotides. NCBI's taxonomy places the organism in Eukaryota, Metazoa, Arthropoda, Insecta, Lepidoptera, Nymphalidae. The record is from the annotation of a GenBank genome assembly.
AUGUGUUCCAAGCUCCUACAGUGCAUCUUACUGCUUCUUCCCAUCAUACCACAGGUCUGGUCUACGCCUAUAUCAGUUCUACAAAACGACCAUCCACCGUUGGCUGCGGAGAUCAGCUCUCGCUUGUCGUCUCACGCAGGCCGCCUACAGGAGCCUAAGCUGGACUCGCGCUUACCGCUGCCCACUCCUCAAGAUAUUGAAACGAUACGACGCAUCGCUGAAGUUCUGGUCACACUUGGACAGCAGGUGAUACCCUCUAUAAUCGGCCCGAGCCCCGGCACCGGAGGAUCGACUACAAUGGCCACCGUUACAGAAAUACCAAAUGAUAUAGUUAAUCUUAAUUUGCAAAAA